Molecule: messenger RNA, 1464 nt
Organism: Chanos chanos (milkfish)
Lineage: Eukaryota; Metazoa; Chordata; Actinopteri; Gonorynchiformes; Chanidae
Product: interferon-induced protein with tetratricopeptide repeats 5-like
Exons: 1
Coding region: 1-1464 (487 amino acids)
Biological process (GO): defense response to virus
Cellular component (GO): cytosol
Molecular function (GO): protein binding
Source: RefSeq, a predicted model, not a curated record
AUGAUGUUUUCAUUCACUAGUGCUACCCAGGACAGAUAUUUCAAAACCAAACUACUACAGCUUGAAUGUCACUUCACCUGGGCCCUGAGAAAAGAUGAUGCUGAUCUUACAGAUGUCUUAAAUAGACUGGAAGAACAGAUAGAAUUGGAUCUGGGGAAGAAGGCAGGUGUUGCACGCUCCUACAACCUUAUUGCCUUUGUGAAGUAUCUGCUUGGGUCCUCUCAGGAAGCACUCACCUACUUGCAGAAGUCUGUGGAGCUAACAAAAGAUUAUCGUGGGGAGGACAGUGAGAGGCAUCUUAUUGUCACCUAUGGAGACCUUGCCUGGUUACAUUAUCAUACAGGAGAUUACACACAGUGUGAAAGUUAUCUUGGGAAACUGAAAGACAUCCGAGAAAAAUUUCCAACCAAGUCCACUUCUGUCCAUUACCCUGAGGUCUUAGGAGAGAAAGGCUGGACUUUUCUCAAGUUCUCCCAAAAGCACUAUGACAAAGCCAAGGAGUGCUUUAAAAAGGCCCUGGAACAAGAACCAGAUGAAAGUGAGUGGAACGCUGGCUAUGCCAUAGCUCUGUACCGCACAGAGACAGAGAAUUCAAGCCCAGAGGAAUCGGCCACUAUUCAACAACUAAGACGUGCCAUUGAGACAAACCAAGAUGAUGCUGUACUCAAGGUCUUUUUAGCUCUGAGACUGAGUGUGUACAAAAAGUUUAAGGAAGCUGAUGACUUGGUGGAAAAGGCUUUAGAGAUGUCUCCUGACAGCCCACAUGUUAUUCGAUAUGUUGGGAAAUACUUCCGGAAUCAGGGGUCUCUGGACAGGUCCAUCGCCCUGCUAAAGAGAGCACUGGACCGUACCCCAAACUCAGCCUUUAUACAUCAUCAGUUAGCUCUCUGCUACAAGAAGAAGAAAAACAACUUAUACUAUACAGGAAGCCACCACAGCAAAGGAGCUGAGAUACGGCGUGUCCGUGAUCAGUGCAUCUACCAUUUGGAAAUGGUAGUCACACUAAAGUCAUCCUUUGUGACUGCCAUGAGUGAUCUUGCUCUCAUUUAUGGAGAAAACAAAGAAAUACAGAAGGCUGAGAACUUGUUUCAAAAUGUGUUCAAGAUGAUAAAAGAGAAAAAUGAGCCUUUGCAAACUUUACAAAUUGUUCGCUUUCACUAUGCAGAGUUUCAGCAGUAUAGCAACAGAUGUGAGCCACUGGCCAUCCAAUAUUACAUGGAAUGUUUAAAGUUGGGAACUGAUACAUAUGAUGGGAAGAGGGGUGCAAAUAACCUGAGGAAGAUUGCAGAGAGACGCAUCUCCAGAAACCCAAAGGAUGGAGAAGCCUUUGGGAUACUUGGGUUCAUCCAUAAGGAAAAGGGAGAAAAAUGCCAGGCUAUAGAGUGCUAUGAGAAAGCUCUCACCUUUACAGACAGUGAUGAGUUCCUAAGUAAUCUCUGUGAGCUACGUCUGUCUUUGCAAUAA